GGAUGCCCAUUUGUCGAAGCGGCAGCGCAGGGUCCCCCUUCAUUCUCCUCAGUUCUGUUAUGGUUAGUGAUUACGUCACCGUGAUCAGACCGUCCAGUGUUGAAUGGUACUGCAGCUAAUCAACGCUAAUGUGUCCUUAACAAUGAACGGCGGCGGCCAUUUUCUUGUAGUCCACCAGAUGCACCGUAAGAAGCGUUAGCCUGUUGGAAUCAGAGGGCAGCUGAAUUGAUUGAUGGUUGCAGGGGCCAGCCCUGCUCUUACCCUCCCAUUACAGAGCAGAUGGCCGUGAUUUAUCUUCUUGUCACCUGACAGAGAAGCCAGCUCAAGCUUUAUUGUCCCCAUCAAUAUUACAUCCCAUAAUCUUCAGGAUGGACAAGGAGCGAAAACAUGUCACUGACGCAAUUUUAAAUCUCACUCUUGAAAUCAUCUACCUGCUGACUGGAGAGGAUUAUACAUUUGUGAAGGAAUUAUCCACUAGUCUUAUUAAAAGGAGCUGUGUUGGUUCCCAUGUAUCGGAAGGAUGGAACAGGAAACGGACCCUCACCACACAAAGAAACAAUGAGCAGAAGAUCCUCAAACUCGCCAACAAGAUCACGGAGUUGCUGACUGGAGAGGUUCCUAUAAGAUGUCAGGAUGUCACUGUCUAUUUCUCUAUGGAGGAGUGGGAGUAUUUAGAAGAACACAAAGAGGUGUACCAGGAUGUUAUCAUGGAGAGUAACCACCUUCUCACAUCACCAGUUAAAUCAAAUAAGAGAAAAAUACCAGAGAGAUGUCCCAGUCCUCUUCAUCCAGAAGAUUCUACAGAUGAAUAUCACAAGAUCCUUAAGAUUGAUGAAAUUACAGAUCUCACCAAAAUCAAAGAUGACAAAGGUGAAAACCACUCUGGUUCUAAAGCUGAGGUUGUAGAUGAAGGACAAGAAAAGUGUAUGAUGGAUUUUCAUGAGUGUGACGAGAAGGAAAGUCCUUUAGAAGUCACCCCAGAUGGACACACAAGCAUGAACAGCUCAGAAGAACGUAUCCUCAUUUCUUCAGAUUAUGAGACGGAAGACAAUGACUUCAGAGAAUUUUCUUCAGAAGAAAACUCCAUUAUCCCGAAUAUCUAUCCAUUGUUUUCUAACCUCCAUCUAUCCUCCAAUCCUUUUGAGCCAAGGAUACAAUUCCCUGGUUUCCCAAACUUUAUUCCUCACAGUCAACCAUUCAAACCCUUUCAAACAUUUCCUUGCCCUGAAUGCGGUAAAUGUUUUAACUGGAACGCCGAGCUAAUCCGACAUUUGCGCAGUCAUACUGGUGAGAAGCCAUUUUCCUGUCCGGAGUGCGGAAAGUGUUUUACACGCAAGUCUACUCUGUUUAGACAUCAGAAGGAUCACUCAGAGGAAAACAGCAGCAAGAGCCCCUUAGAGGAACAUCCAGCAUUAUCUCCAACCUGUGACAUAGAUGUCCGCAACAUCAAACAAGAUUUACCAGAUGAAAUCCCUAUUACUCCUGAUAUGUAUCCCAUAUUUCAUAGUCCAGAAAUUGGUCCAAUACCAACUGAUCCUUCUGACCAACAUGUCUGCUUUCCAAACACCUCCGAUAUUAUCCCACACCACAGUCCGUUUAGACGCUAUAAGAUAUAUCCUUGCUCUGAAUGCGGUAAAUGUUUUAACUGGAACGCCGAACUCAUCAGACAUCAACGCAUCCACACAGGGGAGAAGCCAUAUCCAUGCCCCGACUGUGGAAAAUGUUUUGCCCGUAAAUCAACUCUUUUCAGACAUCAGAAGAGUCACACUGGCGAGAAACCGUUUCUCUGCUGCGAAUGUGGCAAAUACUUCACCCGAAACGCAAACCUUCUUUUACAUCAGAGAAUCCACACAGGCGAGAAGCCAUUUUCAUGUACAGAGUGUGGGAAACGUUUUUCUCAAAAGUCUUAUCUCCUAGCCCAUCAGAAAACUCACACUGAUGAAAAGCCUUAUUCAUGUGCGGAAUGUGGAAAGAGGUUUUCACAAAAAUCUUGUCUUUUGCUGCAUCGGAGAAUUCACACAGGAGAGAAACCAUAUUCAUGUUCAGUAUGUGGGAAAACUUUUGCACGGAAAGGAAUCAUGUUGAGCCAUGAAAGAACGCACUCACAGAUGAAAAACCAGUUUGAUUAUCUGAAUAUAGACCGUUACUCUAGUUAAAAUCUAAGUAUAAGAAUAUAUAACCUUGUCUUCCCAAUUAUACCAAGAGUACUGGUUGCUGUAAGGCUUUUGGAUUAUUUAUUUUUUUGGCAAAUAUUUUCCCCCUUUUUUUAUUUCACAAAGCCCGUUAUCGUACCCAGGUUAAAAUGACAUUUUAUAGAAAUGUUGUUGGUUUUUACCACAAUGUUUUAAUAUCUAUUUAUUUAUGUAUUUAUUUUAAGUAUAUUUAAUAUUAUCAGAACUUCACAGCUACCAGUACAGUAGACUAAAUAUUUGAGUUCUGUAUUAUAUUUGGUGUUUUUUUUUUUUUUUUAUCAAUUUCACACUUUUGUGUCUGAUAUUUAGUAUUGGACAAUGGAAAUUUUUGAAAUUUUUGUUGUCUGCUUUUAUUACCAGCCUCUGUUGUAAUGUGAAAUAAGCAUUUCAGGAUUUUUUUUUCUUUUUGCGUUUAUAGUGCAGCAAAGGCUAUUGUUUCUUGUGUAUGCAUUUUUCUUACCUCCUUUUUCUGACAUGGCAGGCACAAGAUUUUGGAUUUACAUUUUCCAGAAAGCCUCUGGCUGUGGGUUUGACUAUUGACAUAAGACUCAUAAAUGGGUUGGUGUCAGUUCAUACUGUGCAGUUUUCUUUUCUUAGAGUAAUUUUUUUUUUUUUAAUAUUGCCUUGAGGCAAAAGUGUUUGAGCUAUAAGCACAAAGAGGUACUCCGGUGAAAAACAUUUUUUUUUUCAGAUCAGCUGGUGCCAGAAAGUUAUAUAGAUUUGUAAAUGACUUCUAUUUAAAAAUCUUAAUCCUUCCAGUACUUAUCAGCUACUGUAUGCUACGGAGGAAGUUGUAUAGUUUUUUUCUGUCUGACCACAGUGCUCUCUGCCGACAACCUCUGCCCGUGUCAGGAACUGUCCAAAUUUAAAGCAAAUCCCCAUAGUAAACCUCUCCUCCUCUGGAAAGUUCCCGACAUGGACAGAGGUGUCAGCAGAGAGCACUGUGGUCAGAAAAGAACUACAUAACUUCCUGUGGAGCAUACAGCAGCUAAGUACUGGAAGGAUUAAGAUUUUUAAAUAGAAGUAAUUUAGAAAUCUGUUUAACUCUUUGGCACCAGUUAAUUGGUGAUUUUUUCUUCUUCAAAGUACCCUUUUUAAAGUGUUUUUGAAGAUUUUACGACUUCGUUUGUUCACGUUACAUUUUAUUGCAUUUUCCACAAAUUUUUACAGCAUUUUAGCUGUUUUUGCAGGGAUUUUCCAAAACCAUGGUAAAAAGUACCUGUUUUUACCAUAUUUUGCACAUUGGACACAUUUUUGCCAUGAUUUAGGGAAAUGUAAUGUGUGAACAUAGCCUCAUGGGAGGUCUAUAAAUUCUGUAUAUCCUAAUCCAAUAGAGACAGCAGAUAAACUACAGAUGGAUGUCAUCCUGUAGUCCACAGGAAGUCGGAGUCUGACAUCCAGUUGUAUCUAUUAUGUACUGGAGGAUUUGGAGAGUCAGAUUGGUGAUCACAUGACCUAUUUAGAGCAAUGUUAGAGCAAUGCCCCCAUGCUGGGAUAAAAAAAACGGUGCUGUUGGACCAAUGAUGGUGAGUGUGCGUGAUAUAGGGAAAAAUGAUGUGCUUGGCUCCUAGUUGGAACAUAAGCCCUGUAUGUAAGUCAAUCAAGGUGGAGUGGGGGAGGGAGGAGAUGUGCUGCUGCAGCUCAGCACAGCUUCUUUGACAUUCAAGCUCUGAGCAUGAUGUAGAGCUGCCAGAAACCCUUUAAAGGGGUGCUCCCCUGGAAAAAAUUUUUUUAAAUCAACUGAUGACAGAAAGUUAAACAGAUUUGUAAAUUACUUCUAUAAAAAAAAUCUUAAUCCUUCCACUACUUAUCAGUUGCUGUAUGCUCCACAGGAAGUGCUUUUCUUUUUGAAUUUCCUUUUCUGUCUGACCACAGUGCUCUUUGCUGACACCUCUGUCCAUGUCAGGAACUGUCCAGAGCAGGAUAGGUUUGCUAUGGGGAUUUGCUCCGGCUCAGGUCGUAAAAUGGACAUAGGUGUCAGCAGAGAGCACUGCGGUCAGACAGAAGGGAAUUUCAAAAAUAACUUCCUCUGUAGUAUACAGCAGCUGAUGAGUACUAGAAGUAUUAAUAGUAAUUAGAUAUCGGAAGUAGAGCGUGCACUCCCUGGCGGUGUAUUUCCAAUCAAUGGUGUAGGUGCACACCUGAUGGGCUGGUGGAGGUAAAUGCAGUGGCCUUCAGACAAUCACGCUGACACCUGCGGGGUGCAUACACUAGAGUGAGGCAUCAUAGAAUUCACAACAACAAAAGAGAAGUGUGCACUCACCGCAGGG
Molecule: messenger RNA, 4462 nt
Organism: Hyla sarda
Lineage: Eukaryota; Metazoa; Chordata; Amphibia; Anura; Hylidae
Product: gastrula zinc finger protein XlCGF26.1-like
Exons: 8
Coding region: 369-2156 (595 amino acids)
Biological process (GO): regulation of transcription by RNA polymerase II
Cellular component (GO): nucleus
Molecular function (GO): RNA polymerase II cis-regulatory region sequence-specific DNA binding; DNA-binding transcription activator activity, RNA polymerase II-specific
Source: RefSeq, a predicted model, not a curated record